Molecule: messenger RNA, 1033 nt
Organism: Tribolium madens (black flour beetle)
Lineage: Eukaryota; Metazoa; Arthropoda; Insecta; Coleoptera; Tenebrionidae
Gene: Unc50
Product: protein unc-50 homolog
Exons: 5
Coding region: 196-942 (248 amino acids)
Cellular component (GO): Golgi membrane
Source: RefSeq, a predicted model, not a curated record
AACAACUGUCAUAUUGUGUUGGUAUUUCUGUUGUGAUUCUCAAUUGUUCCAAAAAAUGUCAAAAAAAUAAAUUUUGCUAUUGUUACUCCGCGUCGGGUCAAAACUUAAGACUAUUUAAGGUCCGGUCAUGACGCCAGGACGCCGCCUAUAGUGCAAGACUGUUUUGGACUUGGGGGUUUUAGGUUAGGUUUUGCGAUGAAUUCGCCUUUGCCUCCGCCGACAACGCAGCGGGACUGCAUGUCCGCCGCCACCAAGCGGUACAAAUACCUGCGAAGAAUGCUAAAGUUUGACCAGAUGGACUUCGAGUUUGCCUUUUGGCAAAUGCUGUAUUUGUUUAUAGCCCCCCAAAAGGUGUACCGGAACUUCCGUUACAGGAAACAGACCAAGUCGCAGUUUGCGAGGGAUGACCCGGCGUUUUUGGUGCUAUUUGCCGCCUGGCUUUGCAUCACUUCCGUUGGUUUUGCGAUAGUAUUAAAGCUGGGAUUUGGACAAUUCGUUUAUUUUCUUUUGUAUGUCAUUUUUGUUGAUUGCAUUGCUGUUGGAGUGAUCACAGCUACGUUUUUUUGGUAUGUCCUCAAUAAAUAUUUUAGGCCAAGUACUGAAGUACAAGAUGUUGAAUGGGGGUACUCUUUUGACGUCCAUUUAAAUGCCUUCUUUCCGCCAUUAAUAUUGUUACAUUUCUUUCAGUUGUUUUUCUACAACGGUUUGAUAAGUCACGAAUGGUUCAUUUCUAGAUUGCUAGGCAACACAUUUUGGCUGGUGGCAGUACUGUAUUAUAUGUUUAUAACAUUUCUAGGUUACAGUUCCCUGCAAAUCCUAAAUCGUACCCACUUGAUUUUAACACCAGUCCCCAUAGUUCUAAUAUUUUAUAUAAUCAGUCUAGUGGCUGGUCUCAAUAUAACCCACGUUUUGAUGACGUUUUAUAAACAUAGGGUUUUAUAGUUCUGUUACUGUUUUCUACAUCUAGUCUAAAAUUAUUUUAAUUAUCAGUUUUUGUAAAAAACUAUGUUUCUCAAUAAAACACAAAGUUUCA